GACUCAGGCUUGUUUGCGGACUGUGACGUCAUGGUUUUUUUUAACAACCUGCUCUCAAUGUAAUCAUUUAAAACGUUUACCAUUUGCUUUUUUGCAUCGGGCAGAUAAGAAGGAUCACUCUCCUAGAGCAAUAGGAGGACAGGACCAAAUGGUGAAGCCUCAUGACAUUGUGACGCUCAAUGGCAUUGAGAGCAAGAAAGACCAUGAAAUUGUUCAAUUCCAGUGGAUGCAGGUGUCUGGAAGUCCCACAGCUGUCAUAGUGAAAACCACUUUUAACGAUGAAGUGAGGGUGUCCAACCUGUCUGCUGGAGUGUAUAAGUUCAGGCUGACUGUCACAGGCGAUGCUGGCCAGUCUGACUCAGCAGAGGUCACUGUCUUGGUCCUCACACCUGAGCAGUCACACCGGUUGUGGAAGCAACCUGGAGCAACCGGGCACAAGGCUGGGUACACUGUGGAUGGGGUGCCAAUCCAUCCAUCGCAGGGCACAAUCACAUACACAUUCACACUCCCACUUAUACACUACAAACACUUUGGAAUGCCAAUCAGCCUACCAUGCAUGUCUUUGGACUGGGGGAUGAAACCGGAGUACCUGGAGGAAACCCCCACAGCACGGGGAGAGCAUGCAAACUCUGCACAUACAGGGCCACGGCGAGAAUAUAACCCCCAAACCUGAACGUGCUAAUCACUAAGCCACCUUGCACCCUUGAAGGGAA
This is a messenger RNA of Ictalurus furcatus (blue catfish), 713 nucleotides long. Its product is annotated as dyslexia-associated protein KIAA0319-like. The transcript is spliced from 3 exons. Bases 149 to 673 code for a protein of 174 amino acids. The record is from RefSeq and is a predicted model, not a curated record. Lineage: Eukaryota; Metazoa; Chordata; Actinopteri; Siluriformes; Ictaluridae.